AUGAACAUUGACCGUCCGCUUGACGAGAUCGUGAAGGAGUCUGUCGCCGCGCGUAAGGCUGCCAGACAGGCGAAGCGCAAAGAGAUAGCCCAGACCAAGAAAACAAAAGGCACAGACUCUGCAGCCGUGCAGAAAGCCAGUCCAGUCCUUGCCCAGAAGCUUGGCGUCGCCAAAAAGGAAGGUUCUAUUUCUAAAAAGCAGCGCCGUCGCGAGCGUAGGGCCGCCGCUGCUACUGCCGCUGCGUCCGGUGCGGAUGAGGAGAAUCGCCGCACCAAUGGAAACACCAACAACGCUCGCCCGAAUGGUAAUGCGCCGCGCCCACAGUCUAGGAAUGACAAACCCUUUAGGAACGACAAAGCGCCCCGCUCAUCACAGCACCAGGGCGGCGUUGCUAACCGCUUGUCGACGAAGGCGUCAGGCCAAGCUGCUCGUCGAGCCACGCCAAAGGGAGUCAAGAUUCGAGUUUCAAACUUGCAUCCUGGUGUCACUGAGACAGACAUUGGUGAGCUUUUUGAGACGGUCGGUCCUAUCAAGAAAGCUCACCUCAAGACUUUCGCCAAUGGCCAUUCGGCUUGCGAGGCUGAGGUUAUUUUCGAGCGCAUGGCAGACGCUCUUGAGGCCAUUAACCGCUACAACCAGGUUCCUCUAGACAACCAUCCUUUGCACAUCACACUCGCAACUGAUUCCAUCGCCUCCACGGCUGGUCAUGAACCCAUCCAUAACAGGGUAGGCAAACCUCGUGCGAGGAAUCAUAACCCUCGGAACAGCGAAUACGCGGAUGAGCCGGAUUCACCGAACAGUGCAAAUGUUUACAGCGAACAGCGUAGUGGUUCUCCGGAUAAUGACCGCGACCGCCAAGGAGGUGGUCGGGGUCGCCAGAACCGCAGGCGCUUUAAUAAGAGGUAUCAGAACAGGGGUCCGAAUGGCAAUGGGAAUGGCAACCGCAACGGUGCCGACCGUGGUGACCAUGGCGAGCGCGAUUCGUAUGACUAG
Molecule: messenger RNA, 993 nt
Organism: Chondrus crispus (carragheen)
Lineage: Eukaryota; Rhodophyta; Florideophyceae; Gigartinales; Gigartinaceae
Product: similar to Aly, THO complex subunit, putative
Exons: 1
Coding region: 1-993 (330 amino acids)
Biological process (GO): mRNA export from nucleus
Cellular component (GO): nucleus
Molecular function (GO): mRNA binding
Source: RefSeq, a predicted model, not a curated record